AUCAUCAUGGCUGCUUCUAGCCCCGUUGCUCACCUCUCCUGUUCCUGUGGUCACAACCCCACCCUGUUCGCUGUGUUCAGAAGGAGCACACAGGUUCCAGUGGAUCAGGAACCUGGUUCCAGAGUUUGGGAUCUCCAGCUCCCAUGUCAAGGUGCUUUCGUCCCCAGCUGAAUUCUAUGAACUCUUGAAGGCGCAGAUCAAAACAGCCAAGCGGCGAGUGGUGAUGGCUUCGCUCUACCUGGGAACGGGGCUCCUGGAGCAGGAGCUGGUGGAUUGCUUAGAAGAAACGCUGGAGAAAUCACUGGAAGCAGAAGGAUCGUCUAACCUCAGGGUUUCCAUCCUCCUUGACUACACCAGGGGUUCUCGGGGCAGGAAGAAUUCUCGAACGAUGCUGGUUCCACUGCUGCAGCGAUUUCCCGAGCAAGUGCGUGUGUCCCUCUUCCACACCCCAAACCUGCGGGGACUUCUCAGGCUCUUGAUCCCAGAGCGUUUUAAUGAGACCAUUGGACUGCAGCACAUCAAGGUCUAUCUCUUUGACGAUAAUGUGAUCCUGAGCGGCGCAAACCUGAGUGAUUUGUACUUCACCAAUCGUCAAGACCGCUAUGUUCUCCUGCAGGACUCUCCUGAGAUUGCAGACUUCUUCACGGAGCUAGUGGAUGCAAUUGGAGAUGUGUCUCUGCAGUUACAGCGGGAUGACACGGUGCAGAUGAUGGAGGGGAUGGUGCACCCCUACCAAGGAGACAAGGUGGCUUACUGUGAGAUAGCAAAUCGGAGAGUCAUGGAGGUGAUCAACUCCGCCAGGACACGGCAGGAGCUCCUGCACGCAGAGACUUUCCACAGCAGCAGCCAGCAGGGCAGCUCCCUGUUAGCCCAGCAAGGCUCUCGAGCGUCCGGGGAGCUGAAACCAGACCCUGACACCUGGAUCUAUCCCUUGAUCCAAAUGAAGCCUUUUGGGAUUCAGAUCGACGAGAUGGUCACAGAGACGCUGCUGACGGAGGCGGAGCGGGACGCCAGGAUCUACCUGACCACCGGCUACUUCAACCUGACGCAGGCGUACAUGGACCUCAUCCUGGGCACCAGGGCCGAGUACCGCAUCCUGCUGGCCUCCCCGGAGGUGAACGGGUUUUUCGGUGCCAAAGGGGUGGCAGGUGCCAUCCCUGCUGCCUAUGUUUACAUUGAACACCAGUUUUACAGCGAGGUCUGCUACCUCCAGCAGCAGCAGAGGGUCCAGCUGCAGGAGUACUCGCGCGCUGGGUGGACGUUCCACGCCAAAG
Messenger RNA from Apaloderma vittatum (bar-tailed trogon), 1274 nucleotides. It is a transcript of the gene PGS1, whose product is annotated as phosphatidylglycerophosphate synthase 1. NCBI's taxonomy places the organism in Eukaryota, Metazoa, Chordata, Aves, Trogoniformes, Trogonidae. The transcript has 6 exons. Gene Ontology annotation, biological process: cardiolipin biosynthetic process. The record is from RefSeq and is a predicted model, not a curated record. Gene Ontology annotation, molecular function: CDP-diacylglycerol-glycerol-3-phosphate 3-phosphatidyltransferase activity. Gene Ontology annotation, cellular component: mitochondrion. The annotation marks the transcript as partial.